AAUUUUUAUGAAACGGAUGUUUGCAGAUAGCAGCUUAUGGGCUGGAAGGAAGAAGUACAGUAUUGCCACAUCUACUACGAACCCCAAACUCUGCACAGUUUGAUAUGGUUCUAGAUCAUUUGGUACUGAACCUCAACACUACUGAUGAUGAAAUACUAAUGGAAGUAAAGGAAACAACAGACAUCAGUGGCUUUAAGAAAGCUCGUUGGGCGAUGGACCUCAUUAUCUUUUCAUCUGAGCCGUUGAACGAAGAAGAAAAGGGUAUUGAAUUCUCCACAGAAAAGUCUCUGGAUGAUGAAAACACACCUGGAGUUUUUCAUCUGGACCAGAUAACCACAAAAUUGGCACGAACAACUAAGCAGGGAGGUUACAUGCAGUGGCGGCCUGUGAGUUACCUUAGUUCAGACCGGGAUAUUAACUUGUCCACUGACCCAAACAUUGAUGGCAACUUUACUUCACUGACGGAAAUCUCUAUUGCCCUGGAAGAGUCUUUGGCCUAUGCAGUGUUUGGGGAUAAAUUGGAAUCAGCAAUGACUGCCCAGACAAAAGUUUCUUUUGGCCAGAAGAAGGACAAAUUUUAUGCUGCAAAUAACUACACCACAUGGACUGUUGGCUUUGGACAUGGAUCGCCACCAAAGGAAACUUUCUCCACGAUGGUGAUCCUUGUCAUAACCCUAGGUUUAAGCAUCCCAGCAUUGAUGUUUCUGAUUGGAUGUGUAGUGAUAGCCAGUCGCAAGUGCCGUAGGUCAACUGAUCAACUUAUUGUUAAUUAAUUUUUCAGAUUUUCCAAACUUUGUAUUUAUAUCAUUGAAUUCACACAGUGUGGUUAUUAUUGAGUUAAGUAUAAUUUUAUGUAUUUUUGUAGAUUUGAAGUAUUUUUCCUGUAAAGUGCCUUGAAGUGGAGAGAAUUCACAGUAUGAUACUCAUAUAAGAUACUCUUGUUAUUCUAACAUUACAGUCGCAUGAGCUCUUUAUUUGCCUCUUGUAGAAAAAAAAUUAUUUGCUUGCAAGAAAAGGUUAUUAAAUUUUUUCAAGCUGAAAAUAAAGAACUCUAUAUUUAUUUUCAUGUGAAGAAAGCACUUCUUCCCUGCCUCCAGCCUUGUUCAUCCAUUUGAAGUGAUUUAAUGUCCAUUCACUGAAUUGAGAGAGGCUUUGUGGAUCAAAAGGAAUUUUGGGAUACGGCUUCAUGUCAAGAGUAUUUAAGCUUAGUUUGGUAAUCAACAUUUCCUAACUUUUUGUACUGGUUUAUAGAAGCCCUCUUGUUUUUUUAAAAUUCAGUGCUGUAUUAAGAAACAUUAGGCUAUUAAACUUCUAUUGCUGUUAAAACCACAAAAGUGUGACCACUUAAGCAUUCCUUUAGUUGUGAGUAAUUUUUUUAUUAAAAGACUAGCUUUAUGAAAUCAAGAAUAAUUUAUUUUUAUAUUAAAUAAUAUUGAAUGUAUGGCUGCUAUCACUAACAUUACAUUGAUUUUUUUUUUUUUUACAAGAGAACAGAUUUUAUGCUUGAUAUCACUAUAAAUGUAAGAUAUCUUUGGUCAGUCAGUUUACAUAAAAUUCCCAGUCUACAGUUGAAGGAAUGAAGGUGGUGGUUAAGUGUAGUGCCAGCCAUGGACCAAAAAAAGGCUUAGUCUACCGUGUGCUGGAUCUGCACUACCCAUAAUGAGGUGGCAGGUCUAUGGAACGCACUCUCAUAUUCACUUUGGUACUUGGGAUUCGACACUGAGUGAAUGCAGCUCCUGCCACAUGUCCUAAAGGUUACUGGUUUGCACCAGGGGCACUCCCAGUACACCCAGCUGUGAAUGAAUACACAACUUUAUAGUUAAGGAAGCAAGGGCAGUUGAGUGUAGUGUUGGCCACACAACCUCCUUUAGAACCAAAGGCUUGGUGUUCAGUGUAUUGUAUCCACACUGCCAUUACUGGAACAUCAAGAUAAUGGGAUCCACUUGAACUCUGACAUAUGACUAUCAUAUUGUAUUUUGUGAUAUACAUGUUUUUCAAACCAAAGUUUAUUAUUUAGGUUUGCACUGUAAAAGAUUCAUGUAGUUAUCUAUAAAGUGAUAUUUUACAAAUAUAUAUCCAGUAUGUAGUACUGUACUGUGUUACUUAGAGAUAUAUAAUUAUACUGUAUAGUGAAGUAGUAAUUUAUCAUGAUGUAAGUUGUGCUAUUUUGAGAGCCUGCUGAAAUGUAUAGACUUGUUCCAAUAAUUUUAAUUGUCAGUAAUCUACAAAUCUUCAAAUGUUGAAGGUUCUUCCUUGACAUUCACAACAAUUAUUGAACAAAGACUGGCCUCUGUAAGUAAACACUUGCAUCACA
Molecule: messenger RNA, 2314 nt
Organism: Homarus americanus (American lobster)
Lineage: Eukaryota; Metazoa; Arthropoda; Malacostraca; Decapoda; Nephropidae
Product: glycosylated lysosomal membrane protein B-like
Exons: 4
Coding region: 105-773 (222 amino acids)
Cellular component (GO): lysosome
Source: RefSeq, a predicted model, not a curated record